AUGAUAUCGCAGCUUAUCGAGGAGAAUGAGAUCCCUGAGUUCGACAAUCUGUAUCUCGAUAUGAACUCCAUUUUGCACACGUGUACUCAUAGCAACGAUGACCAUCUGUCCAGCAUGAGCGACGAGCAGAUGUACUCUUCAAUUUUCGCUUAUAUCGACCAUCUGUUCAACACGAUACAGCCCAGGAAGGUGUUUUACAUGGCCAUUGAUGGUGUAGCCCCGCGUGCAAAGAUGAACCAGCAGAGAGCCAGACGUUUUAGAACUGCUCUCGAGGCCGAAGAAGCCAUGCAAAAAGCUGUUAAAGAAGGACUAGAGUUGCCCAAGGAAGAGCCUUUUGACUCCAACGCCAUCACUCCAGGCACAGAGUUCAUGGCCAAGCUCACAACAAACCUGAAGUUCUACAUUCACCAGAAGGUUUCAUCUGAUGCGAAUUGGCAGGGAAUUGAAGUGAUUUUGUCAGGCCACGAAGUUCCAGGUGAAGGAGAACACAAAAUCAUGGAAUAUAUCCGUACUUUGAAAUCGCAACCCGGUUAUGAGGCGAAUGUGCGUCAUUGUGUUUACGGACUGGAUGCUGAUCUCAUAAUGCUUGGUCUUGUGACACACGAGCCCCAUUUUGCGUUGCUGAGAGAAGAGGUUGUAUUUGGUCCAAGAAAAACCGUGGCUUCCAGUGACUUGACAAAGCAAAAUUUCUAUCUGUUGCACCUUUCUCUCGUCAGGGAGUAUCUCCAGCUCGAGUUUCAGGACAUGGAGGAACAAAUCAGCUUUGAAUAUGAUUUUGAGCGGAUGCUGGAUGACUUUAUUCUCAUCAUGUUUGUGGUUGGAAACGAUUUCUUGCCGCAUUUGCCCGAUUUGCAUCUGAACAAAGGUGCCUUCCCCUUGUUGAUCGAGAACUUCAAGAAUGCUUUGAGACAGACGGAUGGUUACCUCAACGAGUUUGGAAAGAUCAAUAUGAAGAGGCUGGGAGUCUGGCUCAAAAUCCUGUCUAAGUUCGAGCAAGAGAACUUUGAAAAGGUGGAUGUUGACGUUGACUGGUUCAAUAUGAAGCUAGAAAACAUUUCUCUCGAAGGAAACAAGAAGAGAGAGAGAAUGGGCAAACUUUUGCUGGUGAAGCAGCAGAGAAAGUUUGUGGGACUGAUCAAGCCUUGGAUUCUUUCUGUCUAUGCCAACGAUUUGGAUGUUGCGGCCUUAAAAGAAGACCCUUCCAAGGUCCCCACACUUCCUCUUCCCUCAAAAUUUUUUGGUUCUGAGCUCAACAUGGAGUUUGUUAGACAGUUUGCUCUUGAUGUUGGCAUUCUCAUCAUCCACAGUAAGUCUGCAGGUCAGUACGUUGCUCGUCUUGACAUCGACGGAAUUGCUGAGGAUCUUGACGAGGAUGCCAUUACCGAUCUAAGAAAGACGAUCAAACGUUACGAGACUUCUGUUCUUGUAGAAGACGAGGAGACUCUCGAAGAAGAACAUGACUUUUACAACGACAAGUUCGUUGCCUGGAGAAACAAGUAUUACAAGGAGAAGCUCGGUUUUACUCUCAAGGAUGAGGUAGAAAUGGCCGAGUUCACUGGAAACUACGUUGAAGGUUUGCAGUGGGUUUUGUCGUAUUAUUAUGAGGGUGUCCAAUCCUGGCCAUGGUACUUCAAGUACCACUAUGCUCCAAGAAUCUCGGAUGUUGCCAUUGGUUUAGAAAAGAAGAUCGAGUUUAAUAAAGGAGAGCCUUUUACUCCUUUCCAACAGUUGAUGGCUGUUUUGCCGGCAAGAUCCCGUUUCUUGAUUCCUGCCUGUUUAAGACCAUUAAUGACCGAGGAAACUUCACCAAUCCACGAUUUCUACCCCGACAAGGUGGACGUCGACAUGAACGGAAAGAACGCAUCUUGGGAAGCUGUUAUCAAGAUUUCCUUCGUCGAUCCAGACAGAUUGAUUGAAGCCAUGAAACCUUAUCUCGACAAGCUGAGCCCUGAAGAGAAGGUGAGAAACUCCAGGGGAAACAACAUAUUGUUUGGCUUCAAUCCUCAGUUGAAGAAGUAUUAUGCCUCGCCUCUUCCGUCUGCAUUUGCAGACAUUGAGAAGGACCUCUGUGUCGAGUCCGUCUUCACUUUGCCUUCAAUGGAAGGCUUGACCUAUGUCCACGGUCUAUGUCCUGGUGCCGUCGUGGGAAAGGAAGCCCUUGCCGGAUUCCCCACUUUGAGCACCGUGGCCUUCAGAUUCAAUCUGAAGCUUGCUAAUGUACUGGUUUUCAACCAGCCAUCGCGGUCUGCUUCUAUGAUCUUGGCAAUCGAGAACUGCCACCAAGGUCUGACAGUGAGCCAGUUUGCUCAAGAAUACGUGGGAUCCAUCGUGUACUCUAACUGGCCAUACUUGCGUGAAUCCCAAGUUUUGUAUGUUCAAGAUGAAGGAUUCAAGUACACCAAAGACACCAAAGGAAGGCUUUUGACAAGCCCUCUUGAGAACUUUGAAGCUACAGAAUAUGACAGAAACCGCAAGAAGCUGAUUGAGACGUACCAGAUCUCCAAGGGUGUUGAACUCCCGGGCAAAAUGGUUUACGAGAAGAUCCAAGGUGUUGUUGCGGUGAGACCAGUCAACGGAUUGAUCAGACAGCCAAACGGCUCGUUCAAGAAAACCUUCAAGGACGUGGUUGAAUACUAUCCGAUCCCAUUGAUCGUGGACAACGUUGUCAACAAAGACGAAAGAUACGAGGAGAAAGAUGCUGUUCCUAUUGAAGAAGAAUAUCCAAAGGGUUCGAAGGUUGUGUUUUUGGGUGCGUUUGCUUACGGUACUUUGGCGACCGUGAUUGGCCACGAGAACAACGACAAGCUGACUUUGAAAGUCUCAAAAAUUUCCACCGACAAAGAACCCAACUAUGGGCUUCAGAAGGCCCAAUUGGAGAAGAAGACAGUCCAAUACUUUCCCUCCUAUGAGGUGGCACGCAUGCUCAAAAUUUCAGGAUUGUUUCUGAGCAAGAUUACGUCCUCGUACAUGAUCCAGCUAGGCUCCAAGAAAAUCAACGUUGGUCUUGGACUGAAGUUCGACUCUAGAAUGGAGAAGGCACUUGGCUUUACCCGCAAGAGAGAAAGAGGCUGGGAGUACAGUGCCUUUGCCUUUAACUUCUUGAAGGAAUACAUGAGCAAAUUCCCAGAACUUUUCAACAACCUCAAAAACAUCCAGGGCAAUAAGAUGCCAGACGCCAAAGACGCGUUCCGUCUCACUGACCCUGAUGCCUUGAAGGCCAGAGUCCAAGAGGUUACUUCGUACCUUAAAGAGAAGAAGGCAGGCCUAAACAUUGUUUCCUUGGACACCGAGUCUUUGACGAGACUCAGCAUGGGUGAGAUCGAAAGACAGAUCAUCGACUAUGUUGCACAACCUCACGAGGUGUCAACAAAGGCGGUCAGAGGUAUUCCAAGACAGGCCGUGCUCGAUGCAAAGACAUCUUUCCAACUGCUUGCAAGACAGAGGUUCGAGCUUGGAGACCGUGUGGUGUACGUACUCGACACUGGAAACGUUCCUGUAUUUAGUAAGGGAACUGUUCUUGGAUAUCGUUCCAUCGCAACCAAAGUGACCAUCCAGGUUCUUUUCGACGAGCCAAUCAUGACAGGUAACACGUUUGACGGCCGUUUAAAGACUCGUCGUGGUAUGUCCGUUGACUCGUCUGCUCUAUUGAAUCUAACGCACGCCAACUUUGUGUAUCAUUCCAAGGCUUCUGCGGCCAAGUCGCAGACCCAGGUCAAGUUGACUCCUGAACAGAAGGCUGUGAGAGAGGCAAAGAGACAGCAGCUGAAGGAACAGAAAGAGAAGGCUGUUGCCGAUGCCAAGAAGAAGGUGGAGUCCAAGAAAAAGGGAGAACUGUUGUCGUUGAUCAAGGGCAAUAAGGAAACCACAGACGUAUCUAGCGAACAGCCAGUUACUACUCCACACGCUGCCCAGAAUAUAUUUGGUGCUGUCAUGGGCCAGGUCAUGGGCCAGUCGAACCAACCAGUUGCUCUGCCACCAAUCAACACUUUGUCACUCAACAAUGUCGUCCCCGCGACCACGCCAUCAUCUGAAGGUACGAGGACCAGCAACAGGGGAAGGGGAAGAGGAGGCAGAGGAGGAAGAGGCAGAGGCAAGCCAACAACAGUUUGA
Kuraishia capsulata CBS 1993 is the source of this 4110-nucleotide messenger RNA. RefSeq lists its product as uncharacterized. Gene Ontology annotation, cellular component: nucleus. Lineage: Eukaryota; Fungi; Ascomycota; Pichiomycetes; Pichiales; Pichiaceae. The transcript has a single exon. The record is from RefSeq and is a predicted model, not a curated record. Gene Ontology annotation, molecular function: 5'-3' RNA exonuclease activity; RNA binding. The coding region runs from base 1 to 4110 and encodes 1369 amino acids. Gene Ontology annotation, biological process: rRNA catabolic process; nuclear-transcribed mRNA catabolic process.